AUGGAUGGGUCAACGCAGGAUGAUAGCUCGACCAUACGCUCGGAAUCACCGGGGAUGAAAAAAGAGAACUACGCCUUUGAUCCAAGCGAAGUCGGUAUCCCAUUGACAAAACCUCAACUUAUCGUCUCGUUCAUUGGCAUUGAUCCUUCCACUUACCAGCUUAUUUUUACCAAACCUAGAGUCGCCAUCUGCUUAUUUCUUGCCGCGCUCGAUACCACUAUUGUAUCAACAGCUAUCCCCCGCAUCGCAUCCGACUUCCACGCUCUGGAAUUGGGAUCCUGGAUUGCCACAGCGUACAUGCUAUCGUUCGACGCUCUGCAGCCAUUGCAUGGAAAGUUGAGUGAUAUCUUUGGUCGACGAAAUGUCCUGCUGGUGUCUAUUGCAAUCUUCCUUCUGGGAUCUAUAUUAUGUGCCGUCAGCAACAGCAUGAUCAUGCUGAUCGCCAUGCGUGCAUUGCAAGUCUAUCCAGUAUCUAUUAACGCUGAGUUAUGGUCACAAGGUGCUGGAGGUAGCGGAUGCUUCUGCGUCGUCAUGAUUGUGAUUGCCGAUGUUGUCCCCCUGAGAUCUCGAGGAAAAUACCAAUCAAUUGCAAAUGCUGUAUUUGCAAUGGCGUCUGUAUUAGGACCACUUCUUGGCUAUUACGAUCAUCUGAAAUUAACAUUUCUAAAUGGUAUCGAAUUAUUUUUCAAUGUCUUUCUAGGGCGCAUUUACCGAUCAUUUGACGUGGAGGUAUUGUUUCUACAUAAAACUUUCCAUUCACCAAUGUACAGUAUACCUUUCGGAGUUGUUGGUGCUAUCCUGAUAGCAAUUGCGCUCAAAGAGCCCAAGAAAAAUGCUUCCAUCCGAGUUCAAUUGAAGCGUAUCGAUUAUGCAGGCACUGUGGUUAUCUUGAUUAUGGCAACAUUGAUAUUACUCGGAUUGAACAUGGGUGGCGUCCAAUACCCGUGGGAUAGCGCUCCUGUCCUAGCGUGCUUAAUAGUUGGAUUUGUAUUCGUAGGGGUGUUCAUCCUUGUUGAGCAUAAGGUCGCUAAAGAACCUAUUGUGCCUCUUCGUUUGUUCCGCAAACGCACCGUGGUCUUCGUUUGCAUCAUGCAGUUCUUCUUUGGCUUUGCCUUCAAUGCCGUUGUUAUUGAGCUGCCGUUGUUCUUGCAGGCUGCAAGAGCAGAUUCAGCUAUGAUGUCCGGCGUCCGACUUAUUGUCAGUCAAGCAGCUAUCAGUUCAGUCGCUACUUUGAUGGGCUUCGCCAUGGGUCGCUUUAAUACCUAUAAGCCGAUUCUCAUGUGCGGAACGGCACUUGUUACCACUGGAGUAGGUCUUCUUGCUUUACUCACCGAUGUAACUCCUGACGGCAUGCUAUAUGGUUUUCUAAUUGUGUUCGGAGCUGGUGCUGGCAUGGUUUUCGCAUGUGGCAACGUAGCCAUUCAAUCUGCAUGUGAUUCAAAGGACUUGGCGUCUGUAACUGCUUUGGGAAUGUUCAUUCAAAAUUUGGGAAGCGCUAUUGGAAUCGCUGUUUGCUCUACUGUUAUCAACAAUAGUCUCAUGACAUGUCUUCUGUCAGCGUUGAACCCAGAGUUAACGUCAGAGGUUACCGAAAGUACCACCUUCAUUCGAUCAGGAGUGCUCACGUCGCAACAGGAAAGUGCAACCAUAAACUGCUACGUAUACAGUUUCCAUAUUGCUUGGUACGUGAUGGCUGCCUUGACAUCUGUCAGCUUCAUAGCUUCUCUCUUUAUCAAGCAGUAUUCCUUAUACCGACCUGUCGAAACCGAAAAGCCCGAAAUGAAGGAAGCCGUCAUUGAACACUCUGCUACGGAACCUUCUGAACAUAUCAAGAAUUGCUAA
This is a messenger RNA of Umbelopsis ramanniana AG, 1842 nucleotides long. RefSeq lists its product as uncharacterized. Lineage: Eukaryota; Fungi; Mucoromycota; Umbelopsidomycetes; Umbelopsidales; Umbelopsidaceae. The transcript has 16 exons. Bases 1 to 1842 code for a protein of 613 amino acids. Gene Ontology annotation, molecular function: transmembrane transporter activity. Gene Ontology annotation, biological process: transmembrane transport. The record is from RefSeq and is a predicted model, not a curated record.